AUGCCGAUAAAUGAUUUACCAAUGUAUCCUACACCGCAACAAGCGGCUUAUAGGAUGGAUCAACCUAAAAAGAAUAGUCCAAAGAUAAGGAAUACUUCUUCUUCAUCAGGUCAACAUCAUCAUCAAUCUCAACCACAACAACAACAACAACAAUAUAAUGGAAGUGCCAAUGCUAAUGGGAAUGUGGUUUAUCGACCUGCAGCUCCUAAAGCUAACCCUUCUUAUGGUUAUCAACCACAGCAGGCUCCACCUCCACCUCAACCUCAAUACCAAGUUCAACCUCAAUAUUCUCCACAACCUCCUCCGCCUCAACAACAAUAUUAUCAACCUCAACCUCAAUAUCAAGUACAACAACCUCAGUAUCAAGUUCAACAACCACCUCAACCACAACCACAACCUCCUCCAACUCAAUAUCCCCGUCAACCAAACCCUCAAUACUAUGUUCCUCCUGCUCCUCAACAAGUUGCUCCACCCCCACAACAAUUCACUCAACCUCCACCGCCACCAACCCAUCCCGAACAACAACAAAGAUAUCAUUCUCAAGAAUAUUCACAGCCACCUCCCCAACAACAACAGAAACAACAACAUUCCGGUGCAGCCCCUUCAUCUUCAAGGAAACCACCUCCCGAUACACGUCAACAACAACAAUCGCAAUACGCUAAAAAUAAUAGAUCAAAAGAAUCUCUAGGUGAACCAUCAUCAUCAAAGAUACUGAAAGAUGAAUUACGAGCAUUAUUCGAAAGAACAGACACGAAUCGAAGUGGAAGAAUCUCUGCUCGUGAAUUAACGGCAUUAUUAAGUAAUCUUGAUAAUACUAAAUUCAAUGAUCAUACCGUUGUAUUAUUAAUUAAAUUAUUUAAUCAAAAGGGAAGUGCGUCAAGUUCCCCCACUACCAACUCUAGUACUUCUCAACAUCAUAUUAAUAUCAAUAGUGCUAGUUUGACAUUUGAACAGUUUUGUUCAUUAUGGAAGUAUAUUCAUGAUUAUCGAAAAUUAUUCAAACAAGCUGAUGUCGAUAAUAGUGGAGAUAUCACAUUUGGAGAAUUUCAAGAGAUCUUAUUGAAGAUUGGUUAUAAGUUGAAUAUCGAUUUGAUAUUGAAUAUCUUUACCCGAUUCAGUUAUAAAGAAAUUAAUCAAUUUGAUUAUAAUAAUUCCAGUAAUCUCAUUGGGAAAUUGAAAUUCGAUUCAUUUAUUGAAUUAUUGGCAUAUUUAAGUACUUUAACCGAUAUUUUUAAAAAAUAUGAUAAAGGAAUGGUAGGAGUUGCCAAUAUAAAAUAUUCUGAUUUCUUACAAGAGAUUAUAAAUAUUCCAUAA
Scheffersomyces coipomensis is the source of this 1314-nucleotide messenger RNA. RefSeq lists its product as uncharacterized. Gene Ontology annotation, molecular function: calcium ion binding. Lineage: Eukaryota; Fungi; Ascomycota; Pichiomycetes; Serinales; Debaryomycetaceae. The transcript has a single exon. The record is from RefSeq and is a predicted model, not a curated record. The coding region runs from base 1 to 1314 and encodes 437 amino acids.